Scleropages formosus (Asian bonytongue) is the source of this 2575-nucleotide messenger RNA. RefSeq names its product hornerin-like. The record is from RefSeq and is a predicted model, not a curated record. NCBI's taxonomy places the organism in Eukaryota, Metazoa, Chordata, Actinopteri, Osteoglossiformes, Osteoglossidae. The transcript is spliced from 4 exons. Bases 80 to 2410 code for a protein of 776 amino acids.
GUCAAGAACUAAAUGUCUGAACUUGUACAUAGGCAAGCUUGCUGAGGUGGUCUUUCCUGAACAGGUUUGGCCUUGAGAGAUGGCUCCUGAGAUUUAUUUAAAAGUACUUUGCUUGUUCUCAAUGAGCAUAUGCUGUGUUUAUACCCAAAAAGGUGAUGACUUUGGUACUCUGCAUCAAUACAACCCUACUACUGUUGCCAUUGGUGGCAGUUCCAGUUCAACCCAGAGCAGCAGCAGCAGCUAUGAGCCUACCUCAAACCAACCUGCUUCAGGCACAUACAGUUUUGUCCAGACCACACACUCCCUCAGCAGCUCCAACCCUGUUGUAAUCCAACCAACCUCCAGCAACCUCUUGCUAGGAUAUCUGAACUCAAGUAGAAACACCUCUAGUGCCAGAGCUUUAGCUUCAAGUACUUUUAGCUCUCACUCUGUUCCUAGUGAGAGAUUAAAGUAUGGCUUUACUGCUACUGGUGGCUUUGGAGCUGCCCAGAAUGUUGGUCCCCAGACGGUACAUCACAGUACCAGUGCUGCUUCUGCUGCAGCCAUUCCAAUCUACCGUCGCCAUUCCCAGAGUGCUUCUGCUCAGAGCACUGGUGCUCUGCCAUAUUACAGCAUUCCAACUAGCUAUCAUUCUGCUCCAGGUUUACUUCAGGAGAACUAUGGUUCUAGUCAGACUAAUGACAUUCAGGCUGAAUAUGGUUCUGGACCUUUGCUUGAAACAAGCAGGUAUGCUUCUUACCUUAUGGUGCCUUCUCAAGAUGGUGUUGGGCCCCAGCUUACUUUUGGUUCUGCUCAAACUAUAGCAUCCCGGCCUUACCCUAGUAUGCCUCAGUUCAGUUAUGCUUCUAAUCAAGAGAUGGGCUCUCGGCUUAUCUCUGGCUUAGCCGGUAGCUCUAGUUCUGCCAGGGGUCUGGGAUCGUACACAAACUAUGGCUUUGCUCAGCAAGCAGGAACCCAAGCCAUACCUAGUUCUGCACAAGGUAGUUCUGUAUUGCCUCAUGGCUUGAGGACUCAAGGUUAUGGACCUAGUCAGACAGCCUCUGGUUGUUCAGAGGGUGCAUAUUCUCAAUUGGGUUCUGGCUCAAGAUGGGUCACCAGUGGUUCAGCACCACACCCUGCUUCCCAGGAUAGGUGUGGCUCUUCCUUGGGUGCUGCCUACCAGACAAGGCAUGGCAUUGUUGGUACUUCCAGUGCUACACAGAACCUCAUUUCUCAGCUUGCUGCUCUUAAGCAUCAAACUGGCCAUGAUGUGUCACCAUGGGAAACAACUUCAGGUUCUGAUACAGUGAUACCCUCUGGUUCUGCACAGGGUAUGCAGUCACACCUUGGCUCUGGUGCCACUCAGCUCAGUUACACAUGUGAUCAGGCUUCAAGCUCUUGUGGUUCCCAGAGUGCUACUACCCACGGACUACAGAAUCACUUUAGUGAUCCUGGCUAUGCACAGGAUGUUUCCAAUGUUCAGGGUAUAUUAAUGCCAACUGGUCAGUGCAACCCUGUUCACCAAAACUUGGUGUCCCAGCUUUCCUCAAGUAUACCUCAUCUUGGCUAUACCCUUUUUCAAGGACCAGAUUCAACAGCUAUGUCUGCUGCCCAAGUUGCUGGGACUAGCUACAGUGCUGGUCAGCAUGCAACUUCUCAAGCUAGCUAUGGGUCCACUCAGAACAUGGGCUCUCAGACCAGGUAUGCUUUUCCCCAGAGAUAUGGCAUGGAGGCAAUGCUUCCUUCUAUACAAGGAAGCUCAGGCAUUACACAAAUCCUGAGCCCUCUGGAUUAUAGUUUGGGGCAUAUUGCUGACUCUAGUUCUGUGCAGAGAGUACAGUCUCAGCUUAGUUCUGGUCUGAUCAGUUCUGUACCCAGUUCUUCCUCCCAUGUGAGCUAUGGUUCUAAUGUGGGGCUAGGUUCUCAGGUCAGGUAUGGUUCCACUCAGGCUAGUGCUGACCACAGACCUGGCUCUCAUGGUUCCUCAAGCACACAUGGCUUGAGUGGUAGUCCCACUCUGCAAAACCUAGGCUCACAAAUGUCCUCUGAAAUCCCUCUGCUUGCUUACAAGCAGAGAUUGGUUGCUCAUGGUGUUUCUGGCUCAGCUGGCAGGUAUACUUCUCCACAUAGCUCAGGUGCCCACCAAACCACUGGAUCUGGUUAUGUCAGUUCUAGCUCUGCACACAACACUGGAUCUCACCAUGGCUCCAUGCCUACUGGCUGUGUAACUUCUUCCCAGGAAGAUGGUAGCCAGCUUGCUGUUGGUCAGCAAAUGGCCUCACAGGGAACUUCUAGGUCUGGUCAAGGUGUUGGUUACCAAGCUCAAACACUAGGGUUCCAGCUGAGGCCUAGAUCUGGUGCAAGUGGCUGGCUCCCUGGCAGUCAUAGCAGGAAAUACUGGCACAGCCUUCUUCGAGGCAAUGCUCAAUGACAUGAGUUUUGAAUAAGGUGUAAUUUGACAAAUCCAGGAUGUUUCUGGACUGCUGCCCACUUGAAGGUUUCUGAUGUGAGAUUGUGCAGUCAUUCACACUGACCUGUAAAUGACUUUCCUGUGGUACUUGAAAUAAACCUUGUUAAGUUCUAAGUUGAAUUCAUC